AUGCUGAGUGUGGAGAUGUACCCCAGUUUGGCCCUUGGGCACCAACGAGUGGGAGACUGCUGCUAUAGAGAUAGGGAACCUUCUGCCCACAUGCCCCUCUACCCCUCCUCCUAUGACAUGGCUGCCGGGGCCAUGACCUCUCACCCUCUGGCCCCACCCCCCGCCCCCAGUGAGCCAACCUGUAAAGGCCAGCAGGACAGCGUCAAGAUGGAGCUGGAGAACGGUUCACUGUGGAAACAUUUCUGCUCCGUGGGCACAGAGAUGAUCAUCACCAAGAAGGGCAGGCGGAUGUUCCCCCAGCUGAGGGUAAAACUGUCAGGCCUGAACCCGGCGCUGCGCUACAUCCUGCUGCUGGAUAUGGUGGCCAUGGACACCUCUCGCUACCGCUUCCAGGGCGACACCUGGCAGGUGGUGGGUGGCGCUGAGGCCCGCUUACCCGACCGGGUGUUUAUCCACCCAGACUCGCCAGCCACGGGUGCCCACUGGCAGAGCAGGAGCAUCUCCUUCCACCGCGCCAAGCUCACCAACAACACGCUGGACACACAGGGAUAUAUCAUCCUCCACUCCCUCCACCGUUACCAACCACGGGUACACGUGAUUGAGGCCAGGGAUGUGCUGAGGUGGGGGGGAGGGCAACACUCCUUCAUCUUCCCAGAGACCCAGUUCCUCACCGUCACCGCCUACCAGAACAAUAAAAUCACUGAACUGAAGAUCCAAUCCAAUCCCUUCGCUAAGGGCUUUAGAGAGGAUGGCAUGAAUAGCAAAAGACAGAGGGACGUGAGGCAAAAGCGGAAGCUAAAUGAACCUCUAGAUAUUGUGAGCUGUGACCCGUGUGACUCCACUGAGCUCCUGUCUCAGUACUCCUCUUCCUCCUCCUCCCCCGACCUCCAGAGCCUGGCCCUGGCAUCUCUUCCAUCCCUUCCCCCUCUCCCUGAGUCUGUGUGUGGGUAUGGCUCCAACGAAACGCCUUUCCAGGAGAGCCCUGUUCCAGAGCAGCACCAGGCUCUAGACCUGGUGGGCCAAACCUUCAUUGCCUCCCAGAUGACUGACAUCACAACUAACAUCACGGCCGAUAUGACCAAGGGGCCACAAGAUGCAUCGGGCAACAAAGUCUCCGAUGGAAUGAUGGACAGGUCCGUCACUAUGAGUCUUUCCACUUACAAUGGGACAUAUCCAGCUACUCCUCUUGGUUCUUCCUCUUUUGACCCUGCUCCUCAUCCUCAGUCUUCGUCCUCCUACCGCUCAGAUCCCUCCAUCCCCCAACCCUCCCCCACUUCUACUUUUAAUUAUCCAUCCAUGGCCACCACUGACUAUCCCUCUAUUCUCUCCUCUUCUCCUACCCUCCCUUCCUCCACCACAUCUCCCUCGCUUCAGCAAACUAGUUUCACCUACCCCACCGUGCCUAUUUCCACUUCAUCCUCCCCCAAGCCUCUCCUGUCCUCCACCUCCUGUCAAUCCAUCCUUCCAUCCAUCCCACAGCAAGGCCUGCUCAGUCCCCAUACACCCACAAAUACCUCUUUUCCAUCACUCCCUCCUCCCUCCUGUCAACCCAUCCAGCAGAAUGGGGUGACCACCCAUUCCAUGCUCACUCCCCCGAACCAGGCUCUACAAGCUGUCCCCAUCUCCAACCAGACUCCCCCUCUGUUGGUCUUUAACCCCACAGCAUACCCCUACCCAAACCUACCUCUCUCCAACGUCAUCCAAACCACCCCUCCGUCUCUCUUCAACCUCUCAAGUCCCUCAACUUCUCAAUCACACCCUGUUCCCUCUCUCCCUUACUCUCUUUCUUCCCAUUCCGCACCUCUAUCUUAUCCCUUUCCCUCUCUCCCUUCAUCCCUCUCUUCUUGCUCUUCAGUUCAAAAUUGGACUCUUCCGAAUGCUUCCUCCGGCUCCGUCCACUCUGUGUCUAUUCCCAUCCCGACUCAGAUCCAAGCUCCCUCUGUUGGGUCGUCCUUUCUUCCUUCCUCCUUCACUCACCCCCCAUCCUCCCUUCCUAAUCCAGUUUACCAACCCUCUUCCUGUUCCGCCAUUCCCUCUGUGUCCGUCGCCUCUUUCCAGCCUUCUGCCUCUUCUCACAUCCCACCCUUCUCCCUGACCAACCACUCCCUCCCUCCAACGGCAUGUCCCCAGAACCAGACCACCACGCCCUCCUCCUACCCCCCGAUAGCGCCCACCGAGAUUGGCUCCUUCUCCCAGUUCAACUCUGGCGCACCCUAUCUCCCAGAAAUGGUACUUCACCAUCCCUCACUCCUGCCUCCACUGGAUCCCUCUCUUUCGUCCUGUGUCUCCUCCUCCUCCACACCCCCUGCCCUCUAUCCCCCCUUUUCUUCCUAUCCUCUGCGCCUCUGUCAGGACCCUCGCUCGUCCUUCCCCAUACCUCUCAGGCACAUGUACAGGCAGCACCAGCAUGGCCACACCCACGCUCAGGGGUCCUACCUGGAUAUGAGUGGGAGGGCUGUAUUCUGA
Molecule: messenger RNA, 2466 nt
Organism: Oncorhynchus tshawytscha (Chinook salmon)
Lineage: Eukaryota; Metazoa; Chordata; Actinopteri; Salmoniformes; Salmonidae
Gene: tbx6
Product: T-box transcription factor 6
Exons: 8
Coding region: 1-2466 (821 amino acids)
Biological process (GO): vasculogenesis; heart looping; regulation of transcription by RNA polymerase II
Cellular component (GO): nucleus
Molecular function (GO): DNA-binding transcription factor activity, RNA polymerase II-specific; RNA polymerase II cis-regulatory region sequence-specific DNA binding
Source: RefSeq, a predicted model, not a curated record